Molecule: messenger RNA, 978 nt
Organism: Schistocerca serialis cubense
Lineage: Eukaryota; Metazoa; Arthropoda; Insecta; Orthoptera; Acrididae
Exons: 3
Coding region: 1-978 (325 amino acids)
Source: RefSeq, a predicted model, not a curated record
AUGCGAGGGAGCGAGCCAGCUGGCGUGCAGCCCUCUCGCCGCAUGCUCUCCCUGGUGCCGCGCGCCGCCCGACCACGUCAGAGGCGCCUGCACGUCGACUCACUUUUAAUUACGGCACGAUUAAAGCUUGAGGCGAGAGACUUGCGCGGUGAAUCAGAGCUGAGAGUCAGUCGCAAAGCUUCUGGAACAGGCCCCACAAGCAGUGGGAUAACGUACGACGAGUGGGAGGAAAUUGCCAAGGCAUUUAACGUGUCAAGGAAGGAAUGUGAGGACAAGUGGCAUAAUUUAAAAAGCCAAUAUAGUCGCGAGUUAGCGAAACGGAAGAUCAGCAAAGGAAGUGGAAGUGCUACAAGCAAUGUGUACCACACUUCAUGGUAUGCUUUUGAAAGUAUGCAGUUCAUAAGAGACAAUUACAAACCACUCUCUCAUAGGAGCACACAUGAAGUAGUACCAGUCAUGGAAGCCCCAGCCAGAGAAGGAGAUGGUGAAGGAGAAGGAGAAGGAAGCAUUAGUUUCCCUUUCGAUGUCACAGAAAUGGAGGAGGUGACAUUUGCCACGCCCCCAGAAGACAUUGUGGAAGUGGAAACCACUCCACUCAUCUCUGUGCCUCCACAUGAAAGUGGAUGUGCAACCGUGGCACCCUGUACCACUCCAAGUCCGAGUGGAAGUGGUAGAUCAAGUGCACUGAAGAGAGCCAGGAGAGACCUGGAUGAAGACCGAGAAGGUCUUUUACAGACCUUAAGAAAAGUUGGCGACAAUUUAGCAGGCAGGAAAAGGGACCAGUUUACCCACUUGGGUGACUUGGUCGCCAAUAAGCUCAGAUUUCUGUAUGAAAAUGGCCAUACUACAAUUAUGGCAAGACUUGAGAACGGAAUCUACAGAUGUUUGCAGGAGGCAAACGAUGAACUAAUAAAUGCAAAUGCAACACAAUUUAUGUAUUCUUUAAAAACAUGUAUAAACGUUGAAAUAUGCAUGUAA